GCUGGUACGGUUGGUACUACUGAUUCCGGACUCCGACAGUUGUUGUUGGCGCGGUUUUACAGUUUCACAUCUGCGUUGUGUUGGUAACGUUGCAUUUAAGACAGUAUUUGUAAUCUUUUAACAAUGCCGAAGGUGACAGUAACGUAUUUCAACACGAAGGGUCUAGGAGAAGGAAUACGUAUGUUGCUGGCGUACGGCGGUCAGGAGUUCGAAGACGUCCGAUUGGAGAAGGAACAAUGGGCCGAGUUGAAACCAAAGACGCCAUUCGGUCAACUACCAAUGGUAAAGAUCGAUGGGAAACAGUACGCACAGUCAGUAGCUAUCUGCCGUUACCUCGGCCGUAAAUACGGUCUUUCUGGCUCUGACAUCGAAGAGGAUCUCAUCAUCGAUCAGAACUUAGACUUCUUUAACGACGUACGCUCGAAAGCGGCCUCAGCGCAUUAUGAACCUGAUGAGAAAUUAAAAGCAAUCAAACUUGGGGAACUGAAGAAGGAACAGUUGCCGCUCUUAUUUGGCAAAUUGGAUGAAAUCAUUCAGAAAAACAAUGGAUAUCUGGCCGCUGGGAAGUUGACCUGGGCUGAUUUUAUCUUCGCCGGAAUAUAUGAUGCAAUCAAAAUGGUUACCCAAAUGCCAGAACUCGAUGAGAAGUAUCCGAGCUUCAAGAAACUGAAGGACACCGUGUGCGAGUUGCCUAAAGUAAAGGCAUACAUUGACGCAGCGCCUAAAACUGAUUAUUAGUUAUUAUACGUUAUUUUAUUUGUUUAAGCUAUUUUUUUAAUAUAUUAAAGUACGUU
Molecule: messenger RNA, 794 nt
Organism: Papilio polytes (common Mormon)
Lineage: Eukaryota; Metazoa; Arthropoda; Insecta; Lepidoptera; Papilionidae
Product: glutathione S-transferase 2-like
Exons: 5
Coding region: 124-738 (204 amino acids)
Biological process (GO): glutathione metabolic process
Molecular function (GO): glutathione transferase activity
Source: RefSeq, a predicted model, not a curated record